Perca fluviatilis (European perch) is the source of this 2191-nucleotide messenger RNA. RefSeq names its product proliferation-associated 2G4, b (gene pa2g4b). The record is from RefSeq and is a predicted model, not a curated record. The transcript has 13 exons. NCBI's taxonomy places the organism in Eukaryota, Metazoa, Chordata, Actinopteri, Perciformes, Percidae. The coding region runs from base 108 to 1286 and encodes 392 amino acids.
CUACCGAAGUCGGGCGGGCCGGCGCAGUGAGUAGCGUGGUCCAUCCUGUGACUGACUGACACCCGCUUGGGAAAAAGUUACUCUGAGUUCGUGGACACACUGCCAACAUGUCUGGAGACGAUGAGACACAGGAGCAGACCAUCGCCGAUGACUUGGUGGUCACCAAGUAUAAAAUGGGGGCCGAGAUUGCGAAUCAGGCUCUGAAGACAGUGGUUGGGGCAGGUAUGGCUGGAGUCUCCGUGCUCAGUCUGUGUGAAAAGGGAGAUGCCUUCAUCAUGGCAGAAACUGGGAAAAUCUUCAAGAAGGAAAAAGACAUGAAGAAAGGUAUCGCUUUUCCUACUUGUGUUUCAGUUAAUAACUGUGUAUGCCAUCACUCCCCUCUGAGGAGUGACUCUGAUGUCAUACUGAAGGACGGGGACAUGGUCAAAAUUGAUCUGGGUGUGCAUGUUGAUGGCUUCAUCUCCAAUGUGGCUCACAGCUUCGUUGUCGGAGUGACCAAGGACAACCCACUGACCGGACGGAAGGCUGACGUUAUCUUAGCAGCUCACCUCUGUGCUGAGGCUGCUCUGCGUCUUGUUAAGCCAGGAAACCAGAACACACAGGUCACAGAAGCAUGGAACAAGAUUGCAAAGUCAUUCAAGUGCUCCCCUAUUGAAGGCAUGCUGUCCCAUCAGCUCAAACAACAUGUGAUCGAUGGGGAGAAAACUAUCAUUCAAAACCCAACCGACCAGCAGAAAAAGGACCAUGACAAGGCUGAGUUUGAGGUGCACGAGGUAUAUGCAGUGGAUGUGCUCAUCAGCACUGGAGAGGGGAAGGCAAAGGAUGGAGGUCAGAGGACCACCGUUUACAAACGAGACCCCAACAAGGUGUACGGCCUAAAGAUGAAAACAUCUCGCACAUUCUUCAGUGAGAUGGAGAGGCGCUUUGAUACAAUGCCUUUCACUCUGAGAGCGUUUGAGGAUGAAGGCAAGGCCAGAAUGGGCGUGGUGGAGUGUGCCAAACAUGAGCUGCUGCAGCCAUUCAACGUGCUGCAUGAGAAAGAGGGUGAAACUGUUGCCCAGUUUAAGUUCACCGUGCUGCUCAUGGCCAAUGGACCUCUGCGAAUCACAAACAGCCUCUUUGAGCCAGAACUCUACAAGUCUGAGCAUGAAGUGGAGGACGCAGAGCUGAAGGCUUUGCUUCAAAGCUCAGCCAGCCGUAAGACUCAGAAGAAGAAGAAAAAGAAGGCCUCAAAGACUGUUGAGAGCGCAACUGGACAGGCAAUGGAGACUGAAGCUGCAGAAUAGAUUUCUCUGACAGACAUCUGAUGACCCAAAGAACAGACGUCACGAAUCCUUCUGUCCCAGCUGUCUGAGGCACUUGCGGGUGUAGCCGCUGUGAAUACCUCUGAAUCUAACUGAUGUCAGUCUGGGAUGAUGCUGCUCCUAAUUUCUGGCACUCCACCUAUAACACACACACACACAUCCCUAGUAAAUCAAACUGUCUUUGAGACAGCCUUGUGCUCUUAACAGUGGCCAACUCUGCUACAAAAGAGGAUAUUUUGUGCAAGGGCAUAAUACUCACUGGAACAUUUAACAAUUUGACUGACCUUGAGCCUUCGUCCCUUUCUCCAUAAUAACUGUAGAUACGACUGAAAGAUAUUGAAAAUAAAAUGAGUUUGAGAGUCUCCAAGGAUGAUGAAUGCAAAAUACUGUGUCAGCGUAAUUGUGUGACAUUAGAUAAUUUUCUUGGGGUCAAAAAUCGGAAGCCAUGCUUUUUGAAAUGAGUGUAAACUUGUAAUGGGAUACAUUUGUAACACCUGUCUUUAACCCUGAAGUUAUAAGCAUGACAUUGGUCAUUAUUACUUUUCACUUCAGCACAAUUACUGCAUUGAUACUGCUCUCAUUAAGGUCUGUCUACUUGUACAUUGUGUACACUUCUAGGAAUCUACUGUAGGUUACUCAGCUAACUAAAACUGACAAUUAACAAUAUACUGGUUGAGUAAUUUAACUGGUAAAAAAAUAAUUUAUCAGUUGUGGAUGGUCUAACUCCUGCCAAGGAUUCAGCAUUCAGUCUUGUGGUGCCACCAGUGAGUCUGACAGUCUGUGUUUACAUAAGAAUUCCAUACCUGUGAGAUAUAUGGAUGCUUUUGUAAAACAAAUCCCAAUUUCAGAGACUAUUUUUGGAAACAUUAAAAAGCCACCUGACAUCA